AUGUUAGAGUCAUUGGCUGCAACCUUACUGAAUCGACUGUUGGGUUCUUAUAUCGAAAAUUUUGACCCCACGCAGUUGAAUGUAGGAAUAUGGGGUGGUAAUGUUAAGCUAAAGAAUUUGAAAUUGAGGAAGGACUGUUUCGAUGGGCUUCAUCUACCUAUAGAUGUCAAAUUUGGUAUACUGGGUGAUCUGGUACUUAAUGUGCCAUGGUCAAGUUUGAAGAAUAAACCGGUUAAAGUCAAUAUUGAAGACUGUUACCUGUUAUGUACGCCAAGAGAUUUUGAUUCUCUGCAUUCUGCGGAACAAGUGGAAAGGGAAUUGAGAGUUAAAUUGCAGAGCCUGGCCCGCUGGGAAGUUGCUUCUCAGGCUAGAGCAGCCGCAGAUGAUUCGAAUUCUCAUAAGGAUCAAAAUGAAUCCUUUAUGCAAUCUUUAAUCACCAAGGUUGUGGAUAACGUACAAGUGUCCAUUAAAAAUAUACAUAUAAGGUAUGAGGAUAUGAGUUCUAAUCUCUCGAAGGAACCAUGUUCUGUGGGUAUUACACUGAAUGAAUUAUCUGCGGUGUCUAGUGACUCUGACUGGAACCCAAGUUUCAUCAGUAUUACGCAGGAUAUCACUCAUAAGUUAUUGACAUUGGAUUCGUUUUGUUUGUACUGGAAUACAAACACUAAUUCUAUCCAGGAACAUGGAGAAAUAUAUGACCCUAAUGCAAUGAUUAGCAAGUUUAAAAAUUGCGUGGCUACCAAUGGUGUUUCCAAACCCGAUUUCCAAUACAUGUUAAGACCUGUUACAGGAUCAGGUAGACUAACAGUUAGCAAAUUAGGAUCUACUGAAGAUAGACCUCACAUUGAUUUGCAAAUGCUUUACGAUGAAUUUGGACUUGAGAUAGAUGAUUCACAAUAUGCAGACAUUUUGCAUACAUUAUCUAGCAUUCAUCUUAGCCAAAAGACUCAGAAAUUCAGGAAAAUGAGACCAACAUACCCAGUUAGUCAAAAUCCGAAGGGGUGGUUCCGUUAUUUGGGGGAUUGUGUCAUUGAAGAAAUCCAUGAAAAGAACGAUAUGUGGACUUGGGAUCACAUCUCUAAACGUUGCCAGCAGAGGAGAUUAUAUGUUAAACUAUGGAGUAAAAAACUUUCGGUAAGUAAUUGGGAGCAACCAUUGCCCGAUAGAGACGAGGAGAAGCAGUUGGAACAAUUGCACCGUGAACUAGGAUUCGAAGAUAUUGUUUUGUUCAGAUCUUUGGGAAGAAAAGAAUUCGCAAAACAGAAAUUAAAAUCAAGGGAUGCUUCCCCUGCUAAGACUCAACAACCUAGUUCCCAAGGCGGGUGGUUUUCCUCUUGGUGGGGCGGUGGCAAUUCCUCCCAAGAUUCUGAUUUGACAAUUACAGAUGAGCAGAGACAGGAGCUUUAUGAUGCCAUUGAAUUCGAAGAAAAUGACGGCAGUUUGACUGAUGCGCAACUUCCUAGAGAUCGAAUAACAAUGAAAGUCACAGGCCUGCUGAGGAAAGGUACAUUCUCAAUGAGGAAGAAGGAUCAUGAAUUUUGUCUGGGUGAAGUUAUCUUCGAAAACUGCGAAGUUGAUUUCUUGCAACGCCCAGAUUCUUUCUUAACAUCUUUCAAGCUACAACAAUUCAAAGUGGAGGAUGGAUCUCCGAACACCCUUUACAAGCACAUUAUCAGUGUCAAAAAUACGGAAUCUGAUUCACCAUCAAAAAGUGUGACAAAAUCACUUCCUCUGUUCCAUCUUGACUUUGAAUCGAAUCCAGUUGAUGAAUCUGCCGAUUCUAAGCUGAACGUCGUUCUACGUGGUAUGACGGUGUUUUACCACGUUCAUUUCAUCACGGAAAUUCUAAGGUUUUUUAGUCCUCCAAAACAACACAAGGAUACUGUCGGAGCUAUCAUCAAUGCAGCUGAAGCUACCGUAGAAGGCUGGACCACACAAACUAGGAUGGGCCUUGAAUCUCUUUUGGAGGAACACAAAACAGCGAAUAUUACACUGGAUCUCCAAGCUCCUUUAAUUAUCCUUCCGCUCAACCCACAUAGCUGGGAAACUCCUUGUGCUGUGAUAGAUGUGGGUCACAUUUUCCUCAAAAGUGACUUGGUUCCAAAGGAGAGGAUUAAUAAAUUAAAGCAGCUGACGCCGGAAGAGUACGCCAAAAUUGAUGAAUCAGAGCUAAACAAGCUUAUGUUUGAUAGAUAUCAACUAUAUUUGCAGGAUACUCAGAUGCUGAUCGGUUCCGAUGUCAGGUCUACCAUUACCAGUUUGAACGGUGCCAGCGAGGGUUGUCAAUACAGCAUUCUGAACAAACUUCGUUUAGAAGUUACUUUGGAUCUUUCCAUUCUACCAAAGGCUUUCAAUUUACCUAAAGUGAGAGCCUUUGGUCGACUACCACAAUUGAAACUCUCCUUGAAUGAUAAUCAGUACAAGAUUCUCAUGCAACUUUUAGAAAAGAGUAUCCCAUCUCUGCUCGAUGUGGAUGCAGACAAUGAGUUCCGGGAAACAGCAGAUACUCUGGACGAUACCAGAAGAAAAGUCCAAAUCCAGUUAUCCAGAACUUUGAAGGAUUUGGAAAAAAUGUUACCAAUGGAGCUUGCACAAAAGCUUUUUGAGUUACACUUUGAUGUAGAUGACAUUCAGAUCUCGAUUUACAAAUGCCUUGAAUCCAAUUCUAUGCAAUGCAAAAAAUUGGUGGACGUUUUAGGAGGUAAAGUCAAAUUCAAUUUUGUGCGGAAAGCUAAAGAGAUGAAUAUAAAACUAAAUGUGCAUUCUUUAGAAGUGGAAGAUCACAUCGAAGAAAGCAACAAUGAAGAGUUUAGACACCUAAUAUCUUCUGGUAAUGUUGACCAAAAUGGAUCUAAAGAUCUUUUCAACCUAGAAUAUAAAAGAAUGCAACGGAUUGUGUCCCAUGAUAAUACAUUGAUUGAGGUUUUUGAUCAGGACGUCUCUAUGAACCUGGCAAAACUAAAAUUGGUAUUGUCUCCAAAAUCGUUAUUAACGCUCAUCAAUUAUGCUUUAACGACCUUCACGGAUCCUAAUGCUCCAGUAGCACCAGCAGAUGCUCUAAGGCACAAUGAAGAAAAUAGAGAGGAUGCCCCUCAAAAGAUCAACGUGAAUAUCAAGGUUGCUGGUGUGGUUGUAGUUUUCAAUGAUGAAUCCUUAAAACUAGCAACCCUUGUGGUAUCGGCUGGUGAUUUUUCUCUUCUCUAUAUGCCUGAAAAAAUGAAAGUUAAGCUAAGUCUAGGUGGUUUAGAAUUGACAGAUGAAACGACAGAGACUUUACCAAGAGAUUCCAUGUUCAGAAAGCUAAUUUCCAUGAGUGAUCAAGAAUUAGCAGAAGUAAGUUAUGAAACCUUCGAUGCAGCUGACCGUCCCGGUGAUUAUGAUUCUUUUUUCAAGUACAAUACCGGUUCCAUGCAUGUGAACUUCGUUGAACAUUCAAUUAACAAAGUGUUAACCUUUUUCUGUAAGUUCCAAAGGAUGAAGGCUCUGUUUGACAAAGCACGUGAAGUUGCAUACAACCAGGCACCAUCUAUCGAAGCUGUGAAUAAAAUGAAAAUGGACGUUAAAAUUAAAGCACCUAUUAUUCAAUUCCCUAGACUAGUUUCCGCUGAAGACGAAAUAUACGACAGCAUCAAUUUCUACUUAGGUGAGUUCUUCGUGGAAAACAAGUUUGACAAAAAUGAAGCAGGUGCUGAAAUCAACAAUAUUAACUUGGGAAUUAGAGAGGCCCAGGUGUCCUCUAUUCUGAAUCUAGACCAAGGGCUUACUCAGCACUUACACAUGGUUGAUAAUCUGUGUUUGACCUUUAAUAUAGAUCACAAUCCUUUCGCAGAUGUUUCGACGCCAAAGUUCUUGGUUAGGGGUUAUUUCGAUCCUCUCAUGUCAUCUUUGACCGAACUCCAGUUGAAAUAUCUGUUGGAAGUCUCCGAAAAGGUAUCCGCCGCUUUUGAUAUCACUGAUACAAGUGCCGUUGAAUUAAGUGAGGAGGUUAUCUACGCUAAUGCAUUCUUAGAUAGUCCAGAUACUGAGAAUAGUCCAAGCAGCGUUGUCACUUCUGAAACUCCUAGAACUGAAAACGGUGAACCUUUAGAAGGAAUAAAGAUGGACUUUUCCUUCAAGGCUCCUGAGAUCUCUUUAACAUUGUAUCAUGACACAACAUCAUCUAAAGACCUGGAAAAUAACGGUUUAACUAAGCUUACUUUUCAGGACAUUGCACUAAGUGCACAAUAUAAUGAUGAUGGGACUGGUGAAGGUGAGUCUCACAUCGCUACAUUUACGGUAGAAGAUAUCAGAGAUAUCAAAGAUAACAAGCACACUGAGCUUAUUCCAAAAGUGGUGAACGAUAACUAUCAAUUUAUGGCUGCCGUUACGUGCACGAAGCUACAUCAUGGCAAGCUAGUUAACGCUUCUGUCACUAUUGACAGCCCUCAGGUUAUUUUGGCAAUGGACUACCUUUUUGCAUUGAAGAGCUUUUUUGAUGCUUCGUUUGAAAAGAAGCAAGCUAAUGUGACUGAAGACGAGACAACUUCUAGGGAACAAAAUCCUUCGCUACCCGCUACCGAGAAUAAUUCCAGUAAUACAAAGCUUCAAUAUUCAUUAAAUGUUGUUAACGCUGCUGUUAUAAUGUUGGCGGAUCCUUCAGAUUUGUAUUCAGAAGCGGUCAUGUUCAACAUUGGGCAAUUCCUCUUGUCUGACCAAAAUAUUACGAGUCUUUGUGCAAAUAACGUGGGGAUGUCAUUGUCAAAGAUGAACACUGAAGAUAAGAACCAAGUCCGUUUACUAGAGGAAUUUUCUUCUUCAUUGGUUAUCGAUAGAAGAGAAUCUACCCCUGAAAAGUUACUAACCAAUGUCCAAAUCUCAGUCGAGCCAAUGGUCAUGGGGAUUUCUCUACGUGAUAUUCGUUUGGCAAUGUUGGUGUUUAACAGAGUUGUCUCUCAGAUGAACGGUACCCCUGAGGAACACGAUUCUGGCGACAAUGCUAGUUCUAUGACACCAGGGGGAUUUUCUAAAGAAUUUGAAAAGAAACUUUCAAAAUAUGCCCCAAGCUUCGUUUCUUCUGUAGAGGCAAUGUCAAGACGUGGCUCUGUCUCUCAUGAUGUAAUAAUGAGAGGAGAGAAUUUGGAAGCUGAUUUUGGGGGUAUACGACUAUUCUUGAUCGGUGACGUUCAUGAAAUGCCUAUUCUCGAUAUGAAUGUGAGCCCUUUCCAAGCUUCUGUUAAGGACUGGUCCACAGAAAUCGAUGCAUUGGCUGCUUUGGAAGUAUACAUGAAUGUCUUCAAUUAUUCAAGGUCCAGCUGGGAACCUUUGGUGGAACCCUUCCCAAUUUCAUUCCAUUUAUCAAAGAGUGCUGCAAAUAAGGAUGCGAAGGUAAUGUUCGAUGUGAUUUCAAAGAAAACAGCUGAGGUUUCAUUGUCUGCCAGAACAAUUUCAAUGUUAUCACAGAUCCCUGGAACUUUAACUACCAACUAUAGUCUUGAACCAAGAGGUGCAUCAAAGCCAUACAAAAUCAAAAAUGACACCGAGCUUGAUUUGGACGUAUGGAUUGUUACAGAUACUCUUCAAGAAAGAAAAUCCUUGACCACAUUGGCGGCAGGAUCCGCGAUUCCAUGGGAGUUUGAAGAUUGGAGAAGUGUACGAGAAAACCUGGAGGCAGAACAUCUGGGCUUAAAUCUGGGCGCUGCUAUUGCUGGUGGAAGAUACAAAACGACUAUGAAAGUAGAUGUUACUUAUGAGGGUGAGAUGUUGUUUGUUCUACAACCAGCCGUGGAGCAUGUACACAACAGAAUUGUGUGUGAAUUAGAGUUAGGAGAGGAUAACAUAAAAACUAUCACUUUCCGCUCUCCACUACUCUUGGAGAAUACUACUUCCACUGAUAUGGAAAUUAUGGUGGAACCUGAACAAGCCAGCAGACGUUUUUCUUUCGAGCUCAAGGCACUGUCAAGUCGUUCCGUGCCAGUAGAAUAUGCAUUCAACUCUAGUUUGAGAAUCAAGCCAAUAACUGAAGCGGAAUACGACUGGUCACAGCAACCUAUUAUAUGGAGAAGUUUGUUGAAAAAGCCUAUAUCUCUCCAAUGUAACUCAUAUGAUGGAAGGAAUGAAAACUUUCACAUUGAGGUUAAUGGUAAAUAUGAUGAAAAGGAACCUCUAGCCCAGAUAUUUCCACACAUGAAGCUUGUUAUUUCUUCACCCAUUGCCAUUGAAAACUUGCUACCUUGCGAUUUGAAGUUCUCUUUGUUCGAUAAACGGGAAGAGGAGAAGAAUAUGUGCUUGUUGAAGAAGGGAGAAAGAGUCCCAGUUCACGAUGUCUCAUUGGACAACUUUCUACUGCUUCGUGUGCAACCAUUAAUUGAGGAUGCUUCUAUGUCAAAGCCCUCCAUUGUGAAUACUGCAACAAAAAGCGCUUUGAAGCCUGAGUUAAGCUUGGUAAUGAAGCUUUCUGGGGGACAAAAGUUCAAUGCUAUGUUGCAUUAUCAAAGUGUAGAAGGAACUAGAGCUAAGAUUAUCAGAAUAACAUCUCCUUAUAUCAUCUUUAAUGAGACAGAUAGAGACCUAUACGUUCAAGGUAACUCUUCGAACAUUGCACAGUGCAAAUUACAGGCGGAGGAUGAUGUACGUUUCAGUAUUCCAAAAAUGUUCUCUUUUGACGUAAAUUCCUACAAGAAGAACCGCGCACGGAUCAGAUUCAAGGAAUCCGACUGGAGUAUGCCAAUAUCUUUUGAAGCAUUAGGUCAGUCGUUCGACACCGUGGUGAACAUCCCCAAUAAGGAGCAAGAAUGCAAUUUUGGUAUUACAGUUUCUGAGGGUGAGGGUGAUUAUUUAUUGAGCAAGAUUAUCUCCAUUGCACCAAGGUAUAUCAUACACAAUUUCUUGGAUGUACCCAUUGAACUUUGUGAACAUGGGUCUACCAAUGUUUUGGAUGUCGAACCUGGUAAGUCAAUACCCCUAUACAAAAUGAGAAAUGUCGUUCACAAGCAGUUGAUGGUCAAAUUUUUGGGAUCUACUUCAGAGUGGUCUUCUCCAUUUUUCAUAAAAGAUAUUGGGUUCACUUAUCUGAAGGUUUUGAAGCAAAAUAGUCAUGUUUUGCUGAAGGUUGAAAUCAUUCUUGAAAGAGCCACCGUCUUUAUAAGAAUUAAAGAUGCACAGAAUCACUGGCCUUAUUCUAUUAGAAAUUUCAGUGAUCAAGAGUUCAUUUUCUAUCAGAGGGAUCCUAGAGUUGUCGAUGAUUAUUACGAUUACGAUACUUAUGAUGAGUUGGAUGAGACAGAAUAUAAGCCGUACUACUACCGUGUCCCACCUAAGAGCGUCAUGCCAUAUGCGUGGGACUAUCCAGCAGCAAGGCAGAAAAAGUUGAUUCUAACCGCUAGAGGUCGCAGAAGAGAAGUUCAAUUAGCCGAAAUUGGUAAUUUGAAGCCCAUGCGUCUACCUUCUAGAAGCCCCAGCGAGGAACCUCUCAGUAUGGACUUAAAUGUGAUUGCUGACGGUCCAACUCAGGCAUUGGUUAUCACCAACUACAAUCCCGACUUCAGCUUAUACAAAUUGAGAAAUAAAAACAAUACUUCAUCAUCGGUUUCAGUUUCCAGCAGUAGUGGUGAUGGAUUCGAAGCAGAAGCUGAGGAUAAGAAUGUUUAUGCUAAGAUCGUGCUGUCUUUCAAAGGUGUUGGUAUUUCAUUGAUUAAUGCAUCCCUGCAGGAAAUUUUGUACCUACACGCCAAUGGAUUGGAGAUGAGAUACAAUGAAUCUGACUUGUAUCAAACAUUCAGUUGGAAGGUGAAGUGGUUACAGGUUGACAACCAGUUAUUCGGUAGUCCGUUCCAGAACAUUUUAUAUCCGUAUGCUGUCCCUCACACAACACAUGAAAUUGAGAAUCAUCCUGUCAUAUCUGGAUCGGUCUCAAAGGUAAAGGACGAUUCACAUGGGUUAAUGUAUUUUAAACACGCCACAUUGUUAUUACAAGAGUUGACCAUUCAACUUGACGAAGAUCUUCUAAUCGCACUCUUAGACUUCGCCAAAUCACCGGGUGCCGCAUGGAAUCUUUCAUCUAAGGAUGCCAGAUAUCCAACAAAGAUCACACUCCCUCAAUGUGCAGAUCUCAAAUUUGCUGAUGACAUGUACUUUGAAAUUUUCCAUAUUCAACCUAUUAUGCUUCAUGUUUCUUUUGUAAGAUCUGAUCAACAUCAAUUGCUGAAGGACGAGCAAGAGAAGUUAGGAGUUGAGUAUCAAGGAACCAUGUUGGUGUUUUUGGACAUGCUUACAAUGACUAUGGCAAAUGUGAAUGAUGCUCCUAUCACACUAAAUUCGUUGUACAUGGCCAAUUUGAGAGUACCCAUCAAUACGCUUUACAAAGCAGUCGAAACGCAUUACGGCCAACAGUUCUUUUACCAGAUUCACAAGAUCCUGGGUUCAGCAGAUUUCCUGGGUAACCCAGUGGGUCUGUUCAACACUAUCAGUUCAGGUGUGUGGGAUAUCUUUUACGAACCAUACCAAGGAUACAUGAUGAAUGACAGACCUCAAGAAUUGGGUCUUCAUCUCGCUAAAGGUGGUUUAAGUUUUGCCAAGAAGACUGUUUUUGGUCUAUCUGAUAGUAUGGCUAAAUUUACCGGCUCAAUGGCGAAGGGUCUCUCCAUUACACAAGAUCUUGAAUUUCAAGAGAGAAGGAGGUUACAACAACGUAUGAAUGCUAACAAACGCAACAGGUUUACAUCAACAGCUCAAUCUUUUGCUAAUACUGUCGGGAGUGGAUUUACCGGCAUGGCUUUUGACCCUGUGACUGGAGCCCAAAAGGAAGGCGCAUCAGGGUUCUUCAAAGGUCUUGGUAGAGGUUUGAUUGGCCUACCCACAAAAACCGCCAUUGGUAUCUUAGAUCUGACGAGUAAUUUAUCACAAGGAGUUAGAAGUACCACAACCGCAUUGGAUGUUCCAGCGGCAGCUAGAGUGAGGCUACCACGUUACAUUGAUUAUCAUGAGAAGAUCAUUAGGCCCUUUGAUUUGAAAGAAGCUCAAGGCCAAUACUGGUUGAAGGUCGUUAAUGGUGGUCUCUAUAUGAAUGACAACUAUUUGGCUCAUGUGGUGCUACCAGGUAAAGAAUUAGCAGUUUUAGUAUCGAUGGAACAUAUUAUCGAACUGAAUAUAGGUAAUUUGGAAUCGAUGUGGACUACAGAUUACUUUGGAAUUCAAGGAAUUGUGCUUCAACGCGGAGGUAUCCACAUCAAAUUAAAGACGCAAUCGGAAUACUUUAUCCCUAUUGCCAAUCCUCAAGAGAGGAAAUGUCUCUAUAAACACAUAGCCAUCGCAGUUACUGAAUACAAUAAGUAUUGCGAAGCGGCAUUGUAG
Messenger RNA from Zygosaccharomyces rouxii, 9327 nucleotides. It is a transcript of the gene VPS13, whose product is annotated as membrane morphogenesis protein VPS13. Lineage: Eukaryota; Fungi; Ascomycota; Saccharomycetes; Saccharomycetales; Saccharomycetaceae. The record is from RefSeq and is a predicted model, not a curated record. The transcript has a single exon. Gene Ontology annotation, cellular component: extrinsic component of membrane. Bases 1 to 9327 code for a protein of 3108 amino acids. Gene Ontology annotation, biological process: protein retention in Golgi apparatus; protein targeting to vacuole; mitochondrion organization.